AUGAUCACAACUCGAUCGCUGUCUUUUUUCGUACUAUUUCUACCUCUCGUCGCGGGUUGGUUCGAAGGUUGUGAUCAACAAUUUCAACUUGCUUCGACGGCUAACGCUCAACUUGUAUCACCAUUUUACCCUGAAAAAUAUCCGUCAGGAAGUUCUUGUCGCUACAUGCUAAUAGCUCCACCAGGAUACACCAUAGAAGCUAGUUGUUCGAUAAAUAUAGAUGCUCCGCUGGGUACGAGCUGUUCAACGGAACUUUUCUACAUUUCCGUGGAAGGCUUUUCGUCACUGGUGGGAAGCGAAUUUGCAUGUGGCGCCGGAACUGUGGUUCGAAAGUCACUGUUCAAUAAGCUAAUGAUAGCGUACACAUCGGCCAGUGCGGAUAAGUCCGGGUCCUUCAGCUGCGGAAUAAAAGUUCAACCACAGGACUGUGAUUGCGGUUGGUCACGAUGGCAAAAAAUUGUUGGCGGUACGGAAGCCGGGGUUAACGAGUAUACGUCCAUGGUUGGGUUGUUGGACAAGGUGACGGUUAGUGUAUUCUGUUCCGGUGCAAUAAUCAGUUACAGGUAUAUCCUAACGGCAGCUCACUGUGUAGAAAACCUCCCAAAUGUUGAUCGAAUACAAGCUCUCGUGGGCGAUCAGGACUACAGAACUGGGUUAGAUACUCCGUAUUCUGAACUGUACGAUAUUGAAGCAAUCAUUAUACAUGAAAGAUAUGUGCAAAGUACUCGAGACAACGACAUUUCUUUGAUUCGUACCGUGAAAGAUAUGCAUUGGAAUCGGGGUGUUGGCCCAGUUUGUUUGCCUUUCAGUUACAGAACGUAUGAUUUCCAAGGCCUUGAUGUGGACGUCGCUGGUUGGGGAACAACCAGUUUCGGAGGACCACAGAGUACAACGCUCAGACGAACUACGUUGAAAGUACUCAGCAAUAAUAACUGUAAUGUACAGUAUGUCAACAGUAACAAAAUAUGCACGUACGCGCCCGGAAAGGACACCUGUCAGUUCGAUUCCGGUGGGCCCCUGUACCUACGUGGCGUCCAACGUAUGUACGCAAUCGGAAUUGUCAGUUAUGGAGGCGUAUGUGCAGGAGCAACACCAUCAGUCAAUACAAGAAUAACUGCCUAUCUUGAUUGGAUUCAGAAUCGAAGCCCCGGUGCGUUCUACUGUGUGAAACAACAAUGAAUGUUGUCAUGUUAAUUACUUAAACUUUAUAAGUUGCAAUUGUAAUUAAAGUUUAAAUACUUGUACUUUCCUGUAUUAAAACGAUAGCUAAAUUUAAGUACAAUAGAGCAUUUAGCAAAAUAAUCGUAGCGACUUAGGCCGAAGGAGGCCGAAAUUUUAUAUGUGCUCACAGUUAAUGGACUUGUGAAUGAA
This is a messenger RNA of Sabethes cyaneus, 1371 nucleotides long. Its product is annotated as venom serine protease-like. The record is from RefSeq and is a predicted model, not a curated record. The transcript has 2 exons. Gene Ontology annotation, biological process: proteolysis. Gene Ontology annotation, molecular function: serine-type endopeptidase activity. The coding region runs from base 1 to 1179 and encodes 392 amino acids. Lineage: Eukaryota; Metazoa; Arthropoda; Insecta; Diptera; Culicidae.